CGCGGCUGGAGGGCGUCAGGGUGCCCGCGGGCUUUUGGGACGUCUCUUGAGCUUAGCUCUCGGGGCUCUGGGCGCCUGGAAUGCUGUACGCCAGGGCGCGGUGGGCACCGGGGGCGGGGUGCCCUCUGGGUGCCUCAGUGCGGGGCCGCGCCCGAGCCUGGCCGCACCGGGGUGACGGAGUGGGGUCGCCUCUCAAAGGGUAAAUAUGAAUCUUGCCUUAUCUGGCUCCUGCGGGCUCUUCCCUAAAUUCACCUUGGAGAAAGAUGGAUCAUGUGAGCGGGACUGAGAGCUUUAUGGAGCCGAACUCCCGCAGCUGUAAAUCACCCUGUCCGCCUGGGUAUAAAGCGCCUGUCCAUCCCGGCGAGGGAGAGAGGAGACGUUCACCGUCCCCUGACCCCCAGCUCAGCGCCGGCUCCAGGCCCAGCCAGUAAUCCCUCUAGCCUUCUCCAGUCGCCCCCGCCAUGUCCGAGGAGCUGGCCCCGGGUCCCCAGGAGAGCCCCCCGGCGCCGCGGGCGGGCCCCAGGGAGGUGUGGAAGAAGGGCGGUCGCCUGCUGUCUGUGCUGCUGGCCGCGAACGUGCUGCUCCUCGCCUGCACGCUCAUCAGCGGCGGAGCCUUCAACAAGGUGGCCGUGUACGACACAGACGUGUUCGCGCUACUCACUACGAUGAUGCUGCUGGCAAUGCUCUGGAUCCUCUUCUACCUCCUCCGAACCGUGCGCUGCCCCUGCGCGGUACCCUACCGGGACGCGCACGCUGGCCCCAUCUGGCUCCGAGGUGGACUGGUGCUGUUUGGGAUCUGCACCCUCAUCAUGGAUAUCUUCAAGACCGGCUACUACUCCAGUUUCUUUGAGUGCCAGUCAGCCAUAAAGAUCCUGCACCCUGUCAUCCAGGCUGUGUUUGUCAUCAUCCAGGUGGGUGGAGGAGUGUCGCUGUGUGGAAGAAAGGAGCUAACACUUGGCCAUUGGAAAGGACCCAACAAGGGAAUCGUGCACCAAUCCCACUCCUACAGCAGUUCUCACAGCAACGCCAGCCACGCCCAUCUCGCCUCUGACCAGCGUGCGGGCAACCCAGUCGGAGGAGACUCCUGCCUCUGCAGCACGGCUGUCUGCCAGAUCUUCCAGCAGGGGUACUUCUACCUCUAUCCCUUCAACAUCGAGUACAGCCUCUUCGCCUCCACCAUGCUGUACGUCAUGUGGAAGAAUGUGGGCAGAUUCCUGGCCUUCGCCCCUGGCCACAGCCACACCCCAUCCCCUCUCAGCCUCUUCCGGGAGACCUUUUUUGCUGGCCCGGUUCUGGGCCUGCUGCUCUUCGUGAUAGGACUGGCUGUCUUCAUCAUCUAUGAGGUUCAAGUGAGCGGGGGCGGGGGCCGCACCCGGCAGGCCCUGGUCAUCUACUACAGCUUCAACAUUGUCUGCUUGGGACUUACGACCUUGGUCAGCCUGAGUGGCUCCAUCAUCUACCGUUUUGACCGCCGGGCCAUGGACCACCAUAAGAACCCCACGCGCACCCUGGACGUGGCCCUGCUGAUGGGUGCCGCCCUGGGUCAGUACGCCAUCUCCUACUACUCCAUCGUGGCCGUGGUGGCGGGCACACCCCAGGACCUGCUGGCAGGGCUCGACCUCACCCAUGCGCUGCUCAUGAUUGCCCAGCACACCUUCCAGAACAUAUUUAUCAUCGAGAGCCUUCACCGAGGACCGCCCGGGGCUGAGCCUCACAGUACCCCCACCAAGGAACCUUGCCAAAACCUCACCUUCACCAACCUGGAUGCCUUCCACACCUUGCCUGCCUGCCCACCCACCCCCAGGCUGGUUAGCCCCAGCCCCGCAGACCAGCGAGAAGCAGUGGCCAUCAUCUCAGCCCCCAGAAGCCAAUGGAGACGCCGGUGCCUAAGAGACAUUUCUCUGUUUCUCCUGCUCUGCAAUGUCAUCCUGUGGAUCAUGCCUGCCUUCGGGGCCCGCCCUCACUUCAGCAACACAGUGGAGGUGGAUUUCUACGGUUACUCCCUCUGGGCAGCCAUCGUCAACAUCUGCCUCCCUUUCGGCAUCUUCUACCGCAUGCACGCCGUCUCCAGCCUGCUGGAGGUCUACGUGCUGUCCUGAGGCCUGCAACAGACGUGGGGGGCAGGAAGAGGGGGCUCAGCUCAUGUGCCCACUCAGAUACCCUCUGGAAAUGAAUCCCAGCUGGUGCCAUAUGACAGUCCAUUUCCUGCUGGUCCCAGAGUGGAAUUUUCACAAAAGUUAUUUUUCCAGGUUCAAUUUUUAAAUCACAAUCAGGACAGGCCCAUCCACCCCAGUAUGACCGUGGGGCAUGAGGUGACUGGGGAAGGGAGACCUCUCUUGGCAGCAUUGCUAGGACCCAAUGAGAUCUGGAAGUGCCGGCUCUGGCUCCCUCUCUAAUCCCAUCCUGUGGCCUGGCCAGUGCACUGCCUGGAGCUGGAAACCAAUAAACCUGUGAUUUGGCCCCA
Cercocebus atys (sooty mangabey) is the source of this 2464-nucleotide messenger RNA. RefSeq names its product otopetrin 2 (gene OTOP2). The coding region runs from base 462 to 2099 and encodes 545 amino acids. Gene Ontology annotation, molecular function: proton channel activity. Lineage: Eukaryota; Metazoa; Chordata; Mammalia; Primates; Cercopithecidae. The record is from RefSeq and is a predicted model, not a curated record. The transcript has 7 exons. Gene Ontology annotation, cellular component: membrane. Gene Ontology annotation, biological process: proton transmembrane transport.